AUGGCCCAGGCAUCGGUCGGCGUGUCGGUCGGGGCGCUCUCCAUGGACACCAGCAUGCAGCGCGUCCCCGCCACGGCGCCGGACCUCGACGACGACGACGACGUGUUGGCUGCAGUGACCUCGGACGAGAGCGACGGCGGGGACGCGCCCGGGCCCAAGGUCCUGGGCGGCGCGACCCAGCGGGACACCUUCGACGACGAGGGACCCCCUGCGUCCGCGGAACAGUCGCGUCGCGCCGGGUCCGCGUCCGCAGGGCCCGGGUCGCCUGCGGGCGGGGCCACAUCGCCGCGCAAGGGCAACGCGGCGCGCGGUCCGGCCCGCGACGAGGCCGAGGAGGCUCAGGACCCUGCGGACGAGGACCACGCCGGCGGAGCGGUCGAGAAACCCGCCGACAGCGACGAGGAGGAGUACGCGCCGGACGCGGACGACGACGCCGCGGGCGCGUCGGACGGCGACGAGGACGACGAGGACGCGGGCGGGAAGAAGCGCAGGAAGCUGACGGCGCAGGAGCGGCUCGCGAAGCAGGAGGAGGCGCGGGAGCAGAAGGUCAGGGAGCAGGUCAACCUGGACACGCAGCGGCUGCUCCGCGAGGCCGCCGCGAACGACCGUCUGGGCAAGGGGUACAACCCAGACAUCCCCCGGGGGUUCGGGGGACUCGCGUCGAAGCUCAAGCAGGCGCGGGCGGCGCGCGCGGAGCAGGCGCGCGCGCUCCGGACGUGCAUCGUCGCGGAGAUGCUCACAGGGUGCGGGGACCCGGAGGUCGACGCGGUGCUGAACCCGGACCUCGAGAUCGCGGACGACGCCCAGGCGGCGGCGGAGGAGGGGGACGCGGGAGGUGCGCAGGAGGCGGCCGGCGACGACGGCGACGGGGGCGCGGACGAGCGCGUUCCCGUCGCGGACGGCGCGGCGGCCCCGCGCGCUGCGAAGGCGUCUGGGCCGAAGGCUGCGCGGAAGGCUGCGGCGCCGGUGCUGACGUUGGAGGAGCUGCGUGCGCGGCUGGGGGGUGGGGAGCAGGAGCGGGGCGGGGGGGCUGCGGAGGAGGACGAGUUCGACGGCGCGGCGUUCAACGACGAGGAGGAGCUGGUGCAGAUGGAGUACGACGAGGAGGAGCAGGAGGUGGCGGUGCGGCUCGACGACCACGACAACGUGGCCGGCGGGGCGUCGGGCGGGCAGAGCGAGCGCGAGGACGCGGGGGGCGCGAGCAGCGACGACGACGACGACGAGGACGACGGCGACGACGACGCGGUGUUGGAGGCGGAGGCGCGGAACGCGGGCGACGCGGGCGACGCGGGCGCGGACCCGGUGCGCACGUUCGCGCGGGCGUUCCGGCGGGAGCGCGAGGGCGCGGCGCAGGCGGCGGCGGGCGCGGAGGUGGUGCGGCGGCUGCACGAGGACGAGGCGGAGAUGUCGGGCGACGAGGCGGAGCACAACGACGAGGGCGCGGAGGACGCGGACCUGGACGGGAACCUGGCGGAGCUGGUCGAGACGGGCCGCGUGCGCGAGAAGAAGAAGGACGCGAAGAUCCGGCAGCUCCUCGACAAGCAGUACCUCGCGCAGCAGGACCAGAAGGAACUCAACCAAGUCCUCAAGGGCAUCAAGCAGGGGUUCCGCUCGAACCGUCCGCGCGCGGGCUUCGGGCUGCUCGAGGAGGAGGAGGACCUCGGCACCGACGCGCAGGCGCGCCGCCGCCGCGGGCUGGGCGACGACGUGCUGGGCGGGGAGCUCGACGCGUUCGCGGGCGUGAACUUCGGGGGCGCGGGCGCCGGGGACGACGUGAGCGCGGGCGUGCUCGCGCGCGUGCAGCGGCGCGCGGAGGAGAAGGCCCUCGAGAGCGCCGCCGCCGGCAACGAGCGCUACGACCCCCUGCGCUCGUCGACGUCCAAGGACGUCCUCUCGAUGAUCAACAAGCAGACGAGCCACCCGCGGCCCUUCGCGCACUUCGGGAGCGCCAGCGGCGGCGGUGCGCGGCGCGCGGGCGGCGGGUCGGCGCCGGGCAACGUGCGCGGGCGGCUGAGCGUGGCGGUGGCGGGGUACGAGGGGUCGCGGUCGCUGUUCGGGGACCUGGGCGGGUCGAAGACGUCGUUCCUCGGGCGCACGAUCGCGGCGCCGGUGACGUCGCGCGCGGCGCCCGUCGGGCAGCGCGCGGGCCCGUUUGUGUUUGAGCGCGAAGCCAGCAAGGGCGGCGCGAGCAAGCCGGGCGCGGCGGCGUCGGCGCCCGCGGGGGCGCGCGCGGGGCCGUCGUCGUUCGCGGGGAUCGGGCAGCGGCUGUCCGGGGCGUCGGCGCCGGCGGGCGCGGCGGACGCGCCCAAGCUGGUGGGCAUCCUGGGCGCGUGCGGGAAGCGGGCGGACCGCGACGAGCGGUGCCCGCUCGGGGCGGGGCUCAAGUCGCUCAACCGGGCGCUGAACCGGCAGACGACGUCGCUCGGCGCGAAGCGGCAGCGGUCGUGA
Molecule: messenger RNA, 2448 nt
Organism: Pedinophyceae sp. YPF-701
Lineage: Eukaryota; Viridiplantae; Chlorophyta; Pedinophyceae
Source: the annotation of a GenBank genome assembly